Dendronephthya gigantea is the source of this 8388-nucleotide messenger RNA. RefSeq lists its product as uncharacterized. The coding region runs from base 1 to 8388 and encodes 2795 amino acids. The transcript is spliced from 25 exons. NCBI's taxonomy places the organism in Eukaryota, Metazoa, Cnidaria, Anthozoa, Malacalcyonacea, Nephtheidae. Gene Ontology annotation, biological process: detection of mechanical stimulus. Gene Ontology annotation, cellular component: membrane. The record is from RefSeq and is a predicted model, not a curated record. Gene Ontology annotation, molecular function: protein binding; calcium ion binding; calcium channel activity.
AUGGAGCUUACAACUUGUAAAACACCUUGUUGGCUAGUUCCUGUUGGAAUGGAAAGCACGACGAUUCGUGAUUUCCAGAUAAAUGCCUCUUCCAACUACGAUGUCCAUUAUCGUGACAUUUACGCUCGACUAAAUCACCCAACAAACUAUUGGUCUCCGGACACUUCUGAUGACAGCAAUCCAUGGCUACAGAUUGACUUUUUGUCUGUGAGAACUGUUGGUGCGAUCGAAACGCAGGGAGGUGGCGCGUCUUCUCGUGUGGAAACCUACACUGUUAGCUAUGGAAAUGAUGGCGUAACGUUUCAAGUUUAUAUAAAAAAAGGCGUGGCAAAGGUCUUCACUGGUAACAGUAUUCUUCAAAUUUCGACGAUCAUACGACAAACUUUCUCUCCGGAAAUAGAAGCGAGAUACGUCCGCAUUAAUCCAAAAACAUGGGGAAUGUACAUAGCGCUACGAGUGGAGUUCUUCGUCUGCUCUGAAGUCUGUCUUCCGACUAACCCAUGCCAGAAUACUGGAAAAUGCGUCAGUUCAACGUCUUGCACCUGUCCUGCGUCAACUCAGGGCCCUACGUGUGAAUUUCAUUACUGUCUACGAAACCCUUGUCUAAAUGGUGGAAGAUGCAAUGAAAUAUUACCCGCUAGUUACGAGUGCACCUGUGCUGCCGGUUAUACUGGACCGCACUGCGAAGCAUGCGUUGACCACCCUGAAUGUCAAAACGGCGGUGCCUGCGGAAUGUAUUCAAGUACUGGCGAUGCUGCCUGCUUCUGUCCAUCUAACUAUGUUGGGGAUUUAUGUGAAACUUAUAGCCCACCUCCUACAGUCCCUUUAGCCACUGAUGCAAAUCCUCCACUUGGAACGACUGCAAAUCUUCCACUUGGAACGACUGCAAAUCUUCCACUUGGAACGACUGCAAAUCCUCCACUUGGAACGACUGCAAAUCUUCCACUUGGAACGACUGCAAAUCUUCCACUUGGAACGACUGCAAAUCCUCCACUUGGAACGACUGCAAAUCUUCCACUUGGAACGACUGCAAAUCCUCCACUUACAACGACUGCAAAUCCUCCACUUGGAACGACUGCAAAUCCUCCACUUGGAACGACUGCAAAUCCUCCACUUGGAACGACUGCAAAUCCAGUAUCGACCACGCCAGGCUAUGCUUCAAUUGCAGGCUUCGCACUUAAAUCUAUAUCAGCUCAGAAAUUUGGGCAAAGUUUCACUGUCGUGUGGGACAUGACCGCUGGUACGAGUGUCACAAUUGCUGUAUCAUACAACGGUAUCCCAUGCUGCAAUGCAGGUCCACUCACCAACACUGGCGGCCAAUGCGAUUGUAUGAUAUCCGAUCCAGGCCUCUUUGACCCAGAUGGCGUGGUGAAUAUUAGUGCCAUAGCUUCAAAUUUAGCGUCCAGUUCUCCCACAUAUAUCGAAGUCGAAGUUUUAAAAGUUAUCACCCAAGUGUCUUUCACCAUGUUAACAAGCUACUCAGACUUCGGGGUAAACAUCGAGGGUCGUGGGAGUCAGCGAAAUGUAUUUCCAGCUGAACAUCCCGUGAAGUUCAAUUGCUCGUAUGCAGGAGGUCCAGUUACGACUGUGUCUUGGGUGUUCAAUUGCGAUGCUGAUGGUACGAUCUCUGAGUCUCAGUCCUUUUUCGACAAGAUCUUUCCAAGCAAGACGAGUCAGAACUGCCAAAUUACCCUGAGACUAGAGAACAACAUCAAUUCAACAUUAGCACACGGUAGCAUUGAACUUAAAGAAAGUUUUAUUCUGAAAAGUCUAACGAGCGACGGUCCUGUGAAAGAAAACCAAACUAUCACGUUUACAAUUUCGCUGGAAAAGUUUGGCACCCAGACUUGUAUGUGGGUUGAUUUAGGAGACAAUAGUUCUCUCCUGGUGUUUGGUGAUGCCUCGUGUACCACAAAGUUUGAUGUUACUGCGAUUAACCCAAAUAUCUUGACUGUACCUCGUUUCAAGUUUUUCCCAAAGGCUUCAGGUACACAGGAGAUCGUCGUCCAGCAUGUCUAUCUUAACAUUGGCUCUUAUGACGUCAGGAUGAACGCGUCAAAUGAGGUUUCCAUGGUAACAAAAGACAUGGUCGUCGUUGUCAUGGCCUACGUUUGCCAUAACCCAAACGUCACAAUAACAGGUUUAGCUCCAAAUACAUCCAACGUCUUAAAUGCGGCUCAAGUAUACCGCUCAGUCGUCAUUUCUUUGUCCACCCAGAACGACAUUGAUUGUGAGAACACAGAACGAACAAGGGCAACAUGGAGUGUGUUUAAAUUUGACGACGACCCUCGCGAAAUGAGAACAGUUCCUGUAUCCAGUUUAGCGAAGUCCCUUUAUCACUCCGGUAUUUCCACCCGGGAUCUUUUACUGCCCGGAAAUGAUUUACCCUACGGUUUCUAUGAGAUCAGUGUCCGGGUCGAGAUGAAUGGUUUGCCUGAUGUUUUUGGAAUUGACAAAUUUUACAUCCAAGUGGUUCAAACUCCCUGGCUUAAAGCUGCUGUGGUGGAAGGAUCCUUCUAUACCGCACCUUUUGGCUUCCAGGGAUCCCUAGAUUCCUCCGCAUCUUCAGAUCCGGAUUUUGCUGACUGUUCAGCGUUUUGUACAGGGGAGUUGGUGUUUAGUUGGGCUUUAUACCUGUACGAUGACAUUGACGAGCCUGAACCGCUGAAUUUGUCAGCUUUGCAUGAAAUCCCAUCCAAGGACUUUCAAAAUUUGGUGUAUAAUCCAAUCAAUGAGCUGGCUCUGGCGAUUAAACCUAACGCGCUGCAAAGCGGCAAAAAAUAUACGCUGGCAUUUCGGGCGUCGCGUCCAACUGGAGUGAUUGGGGAACAGAGAACUACUCUUCGUGUGAAUUCACCGCCCUCUGGUGGCACGUGCUCCGUUACUCCUUCGUCCGGUAUCUCCCUUUCGACAAAUUUCACUUUCUCUUGUGAGGGAUGGUCCGACUCUGAAUCACCGCUGACCUACAAGUUCUUCUACGGACGCAACCAAAGCAAGACACUGUUCUAUUAUCGUACAAUUGCUUCUGGUGUGAGCAUCAGCCACACUGAUUGGCUGCCAAGUGGAGAGGAAAGUCACAAUUACACCUUAGCUGUCUCCAUGGAAAUUGCAGAUGCGUUCGGAUCAAGUUCAAUCGAGCACUUUCCAAUACAGGUCAGUCCUGCUCCAACAGGAGAACUGAAUUUGACUGAAAUAACCGAUAUAUUUCACCAACAUGUAAAAAAUGGAGACACUACAGCAGCCAUAGGUCUGGCUUCGGAGUUAAGCUCCACUUUGAAUGCUCUCGGAUCAAGCGCUGGCAAAUCGUCAGAAGAACAGAAAACACCUGGACAGGUACGAGAAGAAAUGCUGACGUUGAUAACUAAAAUGAAGCCAAAAGAUAUGUCCGCAACCUUACAAAUCAGCGGUUCUGUUCUCUCACUUGUUGGAGAAGCUGACCAGUUAACGGAAAAGGCACAGGAUGCGGCGUUGUCGGCAGCUGAAGUUUUGACAAAUAAACUGAAGAAUUUAACGCAGAACGAUUCGGGAUUUAAAAACGUUAAAUCUGGAGUGACGAACGUUCUUGGAACACUCGGUUCUUUGAAUAGUGGUGGAUCAAAGGAUUCCGGAUCGCUUUCCAAAAACGAUACAGUCACCGCGGGAAAUGUUCAGCGUACUUUCGAUUCGGUCGAGAAACUUCAAAGUGUCUUGCUGGAUUAUUUGGUAUCAAACGAAGGUCCGAGCAACAUCGAAACAAAAACGCUUUCAAUAAACGUGGAGAAAGUAGCAGCUUACACUUUCGGAGAGAAAGAAAGCGAACUAAAAGGAGCUCGCUUCAAACCUCCGUCAGGCUCUGCCUUUGGCUUAGGCGAUGUUCUUUCAAAUCCCAACAACUCUUUUCUUCAAAUGCAGCCCAUUGACACCAAGGUUGCUUUAUUCGACAAGAAUCCUUUCACUUGGGACAGCUCGAGUCAAAACGUCACGUCCAACGUGAUUGAUAUUGUAGUUGAAGCAAAGAGCCUCAACAUCUCAUCUUCCAACCUUACGGAAGAUAUUACCGUCACAAUAACCCGAGAUCCAUCAUUGAUUAUGGAUGCAAACAAUUCGUUCUACCUAAAACCUCUUGAAAUGAAUGAAACGAGCAAAACAAGAGACUAUUUGAAGUUCCAUUGCUUUACACGACGGAGUAACUACACCGCCAUGAAUUUCGAAAUGAAACCUGAAGACGUUGGAAUAACUUAUAAUGUAUUCCUGAAGAAAGGAGGAAAACCCGAUGUCAAAGCAGGAGAUUACGAGUUCGUUUACAAACUGCCAGACUUCAGUACUUGUAAAGUUGGUAACGACAGCGUGUUUACAUCACAAUCACAGUCGGGCAACGCUGAAGCCGUUCAUAUUGACCCAAGCAAAUGUGCAAAAGAUCCUUACACAGUGUUCGUAUCGAAUUUUGAUUUCAACGGUACUGGGGAAUACUGUUUUGCUGUACAACACACUGAACAAUUCCAGAACGAAACUCACCCUGAUCCAGAGUCGUCCUUUAGCUCUCGAAAUCGGCGUUCAGUUUCCUGUGAAGUUGGAGCCAGACGUGUUCGUCGUUCGUGUGUCAUUAUCCCCCCUGCCCCACCGAAGCCAACUGACCCUCCUGGAAAGCUUAAGAUCCUCGUGGCCGACAAUCUAGGCUUUGAUGGCAAGUUCUUUCAUCCCAACCAAACUCCGAACUACAACCUGACCAUGUUCGAAUCAAGCUGUAUAUUCUGGGAUGUUGUCAAUGAGACAUGGAAAGGUGAAGGCUGCAAGGUUGCAAUAGGAACGAACAGAGGACAAAUCCUCUGUUCCUGUAAUCACUUGACGUCGUUUGGAAGUGAUCUUCUUGUUGCUCCAAACCCAAUUGACUUCGAUUCGGUCUUCAGUAAUUUUGGCAGUCUUGCUGAAAAUGUUGCUGUGCUGGCUUUGAUAUCGACCAUUCUUGGUUUAUACAUCAUUGGAGUGAUCUGGGCAAGACGAGCGGAUAAAAAAGACUUGCUAAUGGUUGGUCCGACGAUCCUUCGAAAACACCGUGGAAACUAUCACUACCUCAUCACUACCGCCACAGGUAGCAGACAGGGGGCUGGUACUACAGCAAGGGUUGUGUUUACGAUGACAGGCGACGAAAACGAAACACUACCAGUUUGGUUACACGAUCGAGAAAGGCCAUGUUUCGAACGAGGUCAAACCAACUCUUUUGUAGUUUCGUAUCCUCACGGUGUUGGCGAUUUGAGCUAUAUUCAAAUGUGGCACGAUAACUCAGGUUCUUCGCCAUCUUGGUAUCUCAGUCGGUUGACCAUCAAAGAUCUUCAAACAGGUGUAACAUGGAGAAUGGUUUGUGAAAAUUGGUUGGCUGUUGAAUCAGAGGACGGGAAAGUUUGUCGAAUACUGUCUGUGGCCAACGAAGAGGAAUUGACAAGCUUCAAUCAUGUCUUCUCGAAAAAAGCUAUCAAGGGUCUUGCAGACGGCCAUAUAUGGUUCUCCAUUGUAUCCAGACCUCCCACAAGCAAUUUCACGCGCGUCCAACGUCUCUCAUGCGCUCUUUGCUUGCUGUGUUGCACGAUGAUUACAAGCGCCAUGUUCUAUAACAUGGGAGGCCAGGGUCCAAGUCCUUUCGCUGUUCAAAUUGGUUCGUUGGUUAUCGACCUAAAGCCGUUUGUGAUUGGUCUGCAGAGCAGCAUCAUCAUUGUCCCAGUGAAUGUUCUAAUCGUGCAGAUUUUUCGCAAUCUCCGACCGAAAAAAGAAAAACCGAAGAAAACAGCCGUUUACGAGAUAGAGAAACACGCCGAAGAGGAAGGCGCAAUAAAAGGGAAUGAUACAGUCGAAGGAGUUCAUAUUGAAAACCAAACUCCACCAAAAGGCAAACUUCCAUAUUGUUUUAUCUACAUGGCCUACGCUAUUUGUUACCUCGCGUCUGCCGCUUCGAUUUUUUUCACAUUGCUCUACAGCAUUCAGUGGGGAAAGGAGACUUCAACAGAAUGGGUGAUUGCCAUGGUUACAUCAUUUUUCCAAUCAGUGUUGCUUCUUCAGCCAAUCAAAGUCGUUGUUGCCGCUGUCGUGUUUGCGUUGUUUAUCAAGAAAGCAGAUGACAGCGAGGAGGAGACUGGUAACGAGGGACUGGUGAUCAAUAAAUCUGACGUGGCGGAAGAAGAAUUGGCUGCACGAAACUUGGCGGAGUUGGAACGGAAGAUGGGAGCCAUUGGCAAACCCGUAGGAAAAAUAAAAAAAUAUUACAGUCCUCCAAGUGCGGCCAAGCUGCGGAAAGCGAGAGAAAAACGCCUGAAAGAGAUCAAGAUGAACGCUGCUUUGAAAGAGAUGUUUGCAUUCUUUGUAUUUCUCAUAUUGCUGAUGGCCGUAGCCCAAUACCACAGACAUCCAGACACGUUUUUAUUAACGAAAACUUUGUACGAGACUUUCGAAGAAGUUGAUGCCUAUGGACUUGACCUUGCUGCAAUCUCCGAUACAGAUUCUUUAUGGAUGUGGGCACGUGAAACGCUCAUCCCAGGACUUUACGCGAAUGAGUGGUACAAUGGUAAGAAAAUAGAGAAAGGAUGGCUCGCGAAUAUUGAAGAUUACCUCGUGGGUGUCCCGCGUGUAAGACUACUUCGCGUAAAAGAGAAUUCGUGUCCAGUUUCCAGCUACUUCAAAGACGUCAUCCCCCAUUGCUACAGUGGGUACUCUGUGGGGGAUGAGGAAGAUGAAACUUUUGAAGUAGGCUGGAAACCACUGCACGAGGGAAAGUCUCGAAGACGUCGAGCUAUUGCAGAGCCCAAGACCGAGUCUGAAUGGACGAAACGUUUGUUCAACGUGGACGAAGUCGAACACGAUGGCGUGAAGAUUCGGCGUAAAAGAGGACUGGAUCCGAUUAUGGGUGGACUGAGCGGAAAAAAACGACGAAAGAAGAAGCGUUUGCUGGCCAGCGCUAAACCAAAGGAGUAUGUCGUGAACGACAAUGCAUUGUUACCAGAUGGUAAAGUGUUGUCGUGUCUUGAAAGAUGGGAACAUCAAUCAAUGAUCGAUCUUCGAGGAUUUCCAUACUGGGGUACAAUCACUAUGUACAGCGGUAGCGGCUAUGCAGCAAACCUUGGUUAUGACACUGUCACUGCUUACACUGUGGUUGCUGACUUGCAUUCGAACGGCUGGAUUGAUGUCCAGACACGUGCUGUGUUUGUAGAGUUUACUGUAUACAACGCGAAUGCAAACCUAUUUGGCAUCGUUUCGUAUUUUGUGGAAUUUCCACAAUCUUCAGCUGCCGUCACCAGGGCCCAAUACCAAGUUGCGCGGUUCUAUCUUCACCUCAGCGGCAGUCAAACUCUGGCUCAUGUCCUGGUCAUCUUCUUCAUGAUGUAUUUUCUCUUCAGGGAAGGAAAACUUGUUUACAAACAACGCUGGUCUUACUUUAAAGGUUUCUGGAAUUGGGUUGAAGUCAUCCUGAUUGUCAGCGAAUUCCUAUUGAUCGUCUUAUUCCUGGCACGUCUCUACGAAGUUGAUCGAAAUCUUCUUCAGCUACGAGAGAAUCCAAAUGAUUACGUUGGUUUCCAAUAUGCUGCGAAUGCAGACGCCAUGAUGACUUACAUCCUUGGUGUCCUUGUGUUCUUCUACAUCUUACGUUUCUUGCGAUUGUUGAGGUUUAACAAAAACUUCCUUGUCAUCGGGAAAACAUUGGAGAGAAUAAGCUCGCCGAUUAUGAGUUUUUGUUUACCCUUUAUCGCUGGAUUCUUCGCAUUUGCCCUUCUCGCCUUCGCUAUGUUCGGUUCUGAACUUGAAGAGUACAGCUCGUUUAUAAGGACAUUGUCGACUCAGUUGAGCAUGCUUUUAGGAGAUUUUGACUUCGAAGCCAUCUUCAUGGUCAACCCCACCGUAGCAACACUGUAUUUCUUUUCAUUUAUUGGUUUGAACGUGAUGGUGCUCAUGAACAUGUUCAUUGCCAUCAUCAACGACUCCUUCGCUGAGAUUCAAGAGGAAACUGCUGAGAUUCAAAACGAACUGGAAAUUAUCGAUUAUGUGACGACAAGCAUUUCAAAGGGUUUCGAUAAGGCAUUCAAGCGCGGUAAAGUCGCACCUGCGAAGAAGAAGAGACGAAAACAAAAACGAAAGUCGAAGAAACAAACUCCUGAGGAGAAGAUCUACUCCAAGUUGGAUGGACGUGUGAAGAAAUUAGAGCUGUUCAUGGAUAUUAUAGAUCGAAGUCUAGGAGAAGAUGAAAUCGAGGAAAAACGAUUUUAUUCUGUACCAAGAGACAAACAACAGGAUUUAUGUUUUCGCGUAUUGUGUUUGAUGGAAAGUGCACUUGAUGUCGAUGAAGAAGAACUCAACAAAGAAGAUGAAGGGAACGAAGACGUGUCUGAAACACAGUCAGAUGCCGAUGACCGGAGUCAAAUUGUAUGA